Messenger RNA from Humulus lupulus (European hop), 2495 nucleotides. Its product is annotated as G-type lectin S-receptor-like serine/threonine-protein kinase SD1-1. Gene Ontology annotation, molecular function: ATP binding; protein serine/threonine kinase activity. Bases 69 to 2189 code for a protein of 706 amino acids. NCBI's taxonomy places the organism in Eukaryota, Viridiplantae, Streptophyta, Magnoliopsida, Rosales, Cannabaceae. The transcript is spliced from 7 exons. The record is from RefSeq and is a predicted model, not a curated record. Gene Ontology annotation, biological process: protein phosphorylation; recognition of pollen.
AACUUAACCGGUCCAUAUGAAAAGAUUUAAACAAAAGCGACACUUUUGUUUAUAAUGUGUGAUUGGAAAUGUCUAAAACAAGAGAAAUGAGCUUCGUUUUUCUAGUCUCAAUUAGGUUUCCUCUGCUCUUUUGUUUGGUCCAAUCCUCAGUUGUAGUUGACACCAUAGCCCAAAACCAGUUUAUAUGUGAAGGAAGAAGCCUGACUUCGAAAAAUGGAAUCUUUGAACUGGGUUUUUUUGGUCCAAGUAAUUCCACUCAUCGUUUCCUGGGAAUCUGGCACAGUAAAAUCCCAUUUAGAAAACUGGUUUGGGUUGCAAAUCAGCACAACCCGAUCAACGAUUCAUCUGGGAUUUUGGCUAUAAACACAGAAAAGGGUAACGCCUUUCUUCUUGAUCAGAACGACUCUGUUUUUUGGUCUACGGACUCAUCAAAACAAGCCCGGAAGCCUAUUUUGCAGCUCUUGGAUUCAGGAAAUUUGGUUCUCAAAGACGAGAAAGAUGAAGACUUAGACAACUAUUUGUGGCAAAGCUUCAAAUUUCAAUAUCAAAGGAGUAUUUUUUUAACAGAGACAGGACUUAGUCAAGGUCGGUCAGCCAUGGAAGACUCAUGCGAUGACUAUGGCCGUUGUGGCCCCAAUGGACUCUGCGACGUUAUUAACUCACCAAUUUGCAGUUGUCUAGAAGGGUUUAAGCCCAAAUCACCAGAAAAAUGGAGUAUCGGGGAAACCAGACAAGGCUGUGUACGUAACAUAUCACUGAACUGCCAUCAAAGUAAUGGGUUUAUCGAGUAUGGUUCAUUCAAGGUUGAAGAAAACCAAAAUGCUUCUGUGGGAAAGAGCAUGAAUCUUGAGGAAUGCAGGGAAUGGUGCUUGAAAAAUUGCUCAUGUAUGGCUUAUGCAAGCUCUGAUAUUGGUGGCUGUACCAUUUGGUCAGGUGACUUGAUUGGUGUUCGACAUGUUUCGGUUAAUGGACGAAAUCUUUACAUUAGAAUGCCUGUUUCAGAGUUAGAAUCCAACAAUGAAGAUGAGAAACAUAGUACAGUGAAGAUAGUCUCCAUUGUUGUACCCGUUUCUGUCUGCAUUGUCUUGGGAAUAUCAUUAGUUGUUUACUACAUGCGAAGAAACAGCAGAGACUUACAAGAGAAUGAUGGAAAUGAUGAAACUCAGAAUGAUGACCUGGAUCUCCCUUUCUUUAGUCUAUCCACAUUAGCUGCAGCCACAGAGAACUUUUCACUGAACAACAGGCUUGGACAAGGUGGAUUUGGAUCGGUAUACAUGGGCACGCUUGUAGAUGGACAAGUAGUAGCUGUAAAGAGGCUUUCGCAGAGCUCUGGACAAGGAGCGAACGAGUUCAAGAAUGAAGUAAUAUUGAUAGCCAAACUUCAGCACCGAAACCUUGUAAGGCUUCUCGGCUAUUGCAUUCACGGAGAAGAGAGGCUACUAGUUUAUGAGUAUAUGCCCAAUAGAAGCUUGGACUGCUAUAUUUUUGAUCAAAUGCAAGGUGAACUUUUAGAUUGGUCUAAGCGUUUCAACAUCAUAGUUGGGGUUGCAAGGGGGCUUAUCUACCUUCAUCAAGAUUCCAGAUUGAGGAUUAUCCAUAGGGACCUCAAAGCAAGUAAUGUUUUGCUUGACAAAGAUAUGAACGCUAAAAUUUCAGAUUUUGGUAUGGCUAGAACUUUUGGCGGUGAUCAGACAGAAGGAGUUACAAACAGAGUAGUUGGGACCUUUGGCUACAUGGCACCAGAGUAUGCUAUCGAUGGCCAGUUCUCGGUCAAAUCUGAUGUCUUCAGCUUUGGCAUUUUGAUUUUGGAGAUUGUUAGUGGCAAGAGAAAUAAAGGGUUUUAUAAUCCAAGUGACAACAUUAAUCUCAUAGGACAAGCAUGGAAUUUGUGGAAAGAAGGAAGGUCAUUAGAACUGAUUGAUGAAUGCUAUUGUGUCGAAUCAUGCGUGCUCUCGGAAGUGUUGCGUUGUAUCCAUGUCGCUCUCUUAUGCGUGCAACAGCUUCCUGAAGAUAGGCCUGCAAUGUCAUCUGUGCUUCUGAUGUUAGGUGACAAGAAUGCUCUGCCUCAACCCAAAGAGCCAAGUUUCUUUUUAGGGAAACAUACAUGUGAAGCAAGCACUUCCUCUUUAACAAAGCAAGAGACUUCUUCAACCAAUGACUUUACCAUAAGUCUUAUCCAUGCUCGAUAGGAUUCAGCACAGGCCAGCUUCUGCAUGAAGGCAGCGGUGUUCGAGUCAAAUUUCUGGGCAAAGUCUCGGUAUGAGGUUGCUGGCAUGAAGGCAGCCGUUUGAGUCAAAUUUCUCGGCAAAGUCUUCUAUUGGAGAUGGCAUUGAUGAUUUCGGACCUGGUUUAUUUGGGUAUGGGUGAAUGUCGAUUUGAAAAAAAAAAUUAUCUAGUUUAUUUUGUUCUUUGUAGAGAAGACACUAAUCUUUAUUUUGAAUGAACACAAGUUUGAGAAAAAAAUACACAAAUCUAGGUUUCGUAUUUUGAUGGAA